Molecule: messenger RNA, 933 nt
Organism: Emys orbicularis (European pond turtle)
Lineage: Eukaryota; Metazoa; Chordata; Testudines; Emydidae
Product: olfactory receptor 5G9-like
Exons: 1
Coding region: 1-933 (310 amino acids)
Biological process (GO): G protein-coupled receptor signaling pathway
Cellular component (GO): membrane
Molecular function (GO): G protein-coupled receptor activity; olfactory receptor activity; odorant binding
Source: RefSeq, a predicted model, not a curated record
AUGGAAAAUCAAACCACAGUGACUGAAUUUAUUCUCCUGAGAGUUUCCAAUGAGCCACAUAUGCAGAUUUUCUUCUUCCUGGUGUUUUUAGUUAUUUACCUAAUCACACUGAUUGCGAACAUGAUGAUCAUGUUGGUGAUAAGAGCUGAUUCUCACCUUCACACCCCCAUGUAUUUCUUCCUAUUCCAUCUAUCCUUUGUUGAUAUCUGUUAUUCCUCAGUCACGGUGCCUAAAAUGCUGAUAAAUUUCCUGUCAGAUCACAAAACUAUUUCUGUCAAUGGCUGUAUUACCCAGAUGUUCUUCAUCCUCCUCUCAGCUGGUACAGAAGUUUUCAUUCUCUCAGCAAUGGCUUAUGACCGCUAUGCUGCCAUCUGUGACCCAUUGCAUUACAUUGAGACAAUGAACAAAGGCAUCUGUGUUCAGCUGGUGAGUGGUGCAUGGGUAAUGGGCUUCUUAGAUGUCCUGGUUAACACUGUUUUUGCCCUCAAGUUGCGUUUCUGUGGGCCCAAUCAAAUCAACCAUUUCAGCUGUGAGCUCCCUCCUCUAUUACAACUGUCCUGCGCUGAGACCCUCACUAAUCAAGUGGUGCUUCUUACUUCUGCUGUGGUAUUUGGAUCAAGCUCCUUCCUCCUCAUCCUCAUCUCCUACAUUCACAUCAUUUCCACCAUCCUGAGGAUUCGCUCUGUGGAGGGCAAGCUUAAAGCCUUCUCCACCUGCAGCUCCCACCUGAUUGUGGUUGGCUUGUUGUACCUCACAGCUUUUUUCCAGUACACAAAGCCCAGCUCAGUCUCCUCUGUGCUUCUGGAGGAAAUGGUCUCCAUCCAGUACAGCAUCUUGACCCCUAUGUUAAAUCCCAUCAUCUACAGCGUGAAAAACAAAGAGGUGAAAACAGCUGUAGCAAAAAUAUUGGGGAAAUUCAAAUUUCUCAAGUAG